AUGGGUUUCGCCAUUAGUGCUUCGUCUAUCUGUUACCUGGCCCUGGUAUACUCAGUAUACCUUGCCGAAGGUCUCGGUAGUGCAGGUCUUUCUCUGCUCGGUGGCAGUCUGCACCCAUCUUUCGACCUGUUCAACGAGUUGGAGGUGAGUAAGAAAACAUCGAGUAAGGAUUCCAGUGAUAAGGAGCCUGCGGAGGCUGAUUCUGGGAAAUCUGAAAACAAUGAAACUCAGAAUGGUACCUCCGAUGCCAAAUCAGCGGCAACUAAACAAUCUGAACCUAAAGAAGAUGAUGACGACGAAUACGACGAUUUUGACUUUGAAGAUGAUGACGAUGAUGAAUUUGAUGAUGAGUAUGACGAUGAAUAUGACUCAGAACCCUCUACCAACAAGUCAGGUAGUCCGGGCGAGCAUUCUGCUGAGCACCAUAAUGAGGGAUCGUCCAAAUCUGAAAAGGCUGAUCACAAAACGGAAUCUGAAUCUGCGAAUGCCAAAGUUGAUGCCUCUAGCAACGAGGGGAAAACUAGUUCAUCCACUUCUAAUGGUGCCGAGAGCACGGCGGCAUCAUGUCCUCUUGGGUCGGAUAAACACCAUCAAUCAGAGAGUGCCUCUAUCCACAAUUUGGACGCAGAUGUAGCGGCGGCUACUAAACCAGGUGCUACCGUAAACGAGGGCCACAAGGGCACAUCACCGGCGGAGGAGCACGGUGCAUGUCCGUUAAAUCUCCCGGAUAAGGUCAAGGAAGGUGCUAGUGGCAAGUCGACCUCAGAUGUUGCAGCUUCGGAAUCUGCUGAAGAGAACGACGGCGCUACAAGCAGCGAAGAUGACCAGGAGAAUGCGACGAAAGAGAAGAAGGUAGAGCAUGAGGAGGGAGAUAAGAAAGAGGGUAACGUUAAAGCUGCUUCAUCUGAAGAUGAAGAUGAGGAUGAGGCAAGUGAAGACGAAGAAGAAAGUGAGGAAGAAGAUCAAUCGAAAAAUACGGAGGAUGCUGGCGAUGAGAACAAAGCUGAGACAGAAAAAGCAGAUUCGUCUGCUGAUGCCAAGUCCUCAUCUGAAAGCUCAGAAACGGAUUCCAAUGCUGAAUCUGUUUCCGAGAAAGCAACAUCCAACAACGAUGACUCCAAUACUGGCUCCUCCGAGGAGGAGGGUGAGGAAGAAGACUCUGAUUCGGCAAAGAAAGAGCAGCAUGGAGUAGGAAACGAGGAUUCUCAAAAGGAGCCAGAGAAGUCAACGGACACUGAGCACGAGAAGGCUGAAAGUGAAGAGGAAGAAGAUAAAGAGUUGGAUGCCGAGGAUGCUUCACAGAAGGAUGAGCAAGAAGCGAACCAUAAUGAAAAGGCGGAUAUGGACGAAUCUGAAAAGCAAAAAUCUCCAUCGGCAGAGGCCAAGCCUUCAGAGAGCGUUAAGGACGCCAAAUCAGCCACUGCCUCUAAGGAUGCUGCUAAAUCCGAAGAACCUAAGUCCGAAUCUAACGCCAACGGUUCUUCUAUUCCCCAGGAUUUGGUGAAAGGUUUGGAACCUAUUGCCACACCCACCGUCGAUGGCAAAGCAGUGGCUGUUGCGACCGCACGUCCAUUGGUUGACGAGAGUGCAGUUCCCAAGUGUCCUGGUGUAGAUAUGGACGAUGGUGCUGCAGAGGCGUACAGCGAAGAGGGCGAUGUGCAGUCUGCGAAGGCCGGGAAAGCCAAUGAGUCAGCUAAAGAUGACAACGCUGCUAGAGACGAAGAUGAACACGAGGCGUCUGAGCACCAGGAAGAUUCUGAGGAGGGUGAUAAGAAGGCUAAGGAAGAGACUGAUGAGGAAGAGGAAGAGGAGGAGGAAGAAGAAGCUGAAGAAGAGUGA
Babesia sp. Xinjiang is the source of this 1839-nucleotide messenger RNA. RefSeq lists its product as uncharacterized. Bases 1 to 1839 code for a protein of 612 amino acids. NCBI's taxonomy places the organism in Eukaryota, Apicomplexa, Aconoidasida, Piroplasmida, Babesiidae. The record is from RefSeq and is a predicted model, not a curated record. The transcript has 3 exons.